AUGGGUUUAGCCCGGCUGGGUUCUGAUCGGCCCGGCUGGGUCCGGUCCCGGUCUCCCGCAGGUCAGCGGAGCAGUGCCCGGCUCUUCGCCGCUGAGCCCGCCCCGAACCUCCGCCCGGGAAAGGGGGGUGGGGGGCAGCCGGUCCCGCCCGGGGGGCGGGGAGGACGUGGGAGCUCCCCUCCACGCAGGCAGGACCCGUGGCAGCUUCCACACGACUCCUGGUCCCUCUUCUGCUCCUUCCCAUCUCUGUUUGCUCCCACCUCACCCCACCCCGCCCCCCGGCUCCGCACAGACUCCGUCCUCACCCGCAACACUGGGAACGCUGCGGGAGGCACCCAGGGGCAGAGUGGGGCCAGGAAGCCCUGGGCAGAAAGGUUUCUUAUCGCCAGCACCCAUCACUCGCCAAUCUGUGAGCAUGGAACACGGGCAGCUGUGCUGAUGGAGCCGUGUUUCACUGCAGCUCAUUGGCACCCAGGUUCGGGAGCCCCACAGCUGCUCCAGCUGUCACCCCCCCACCCGCCAGCCCAGGCAGCUAGCUGUGGGAAGGCUGAGACAGAACCAGCCCGGGCAGCCCCCUGUGGCCAGGGCAAGAGCCUGGUACCAGCUGGUACCAUCCUUCUCUUGUGCCCAGUGGACAACUACAGUGGCUGGGCAGUGACAGGCCCCACACAGGUGACAGCCGUGCAGGGUGGCUCGUUGGUGGUGUCCUGCAGCUAUGAGCCCCACUACAAGCUCUACCCAAAGUACUGGUGCCGCCCAGACUUCCUCUGGAUUUGCUUCACCAACAUUGCCCAAACGAAUGGCUCAGAGGGGAUGGUGACACAGGACAGGGUGUCCAUUGGGGACAACCAUGUGGCACACUCGUUCACACUGAUGCUGGAGGGUGUGAGACCAGAGGAUGCUGGCUGGUACUCCUGCAGGGUGAGGAGGAGGCUGUGGUUCAGCCUGUGGCACGACACCGAGGUGAUGGUCUCUACAGCUGUUUCAACCACAACCAGGAGCAGCCAUAUGAGCCUGUUGGACACCAACACCCACACUGAGGAGCACCCAGUGCUGUCCCAGCUCAGUGUCACCAACUCCCUGCUGCUCCUGCUUGGCAUGAAGGUGUCCGUGGCCCUGGCCCUGGCCCUGGCCCUGGCCCUGGCCUGCGGGGCUGCCUGGGUGAGGAGACAGUGCAGGAGCCGUGACCAAGAAAACCUACAGCUCCUGGAGGUGACUGACACCACUGGGACACCGGACUGUUCCCCCACGCUGGAGACCCAGGGACACCCUCCUGCCCCUUCACCCCCCACUCUGCCAGGGCUGCUCCACCCACCACAGCCCCCCUGCACCAGGGGCUGCUCAGCACUGGGUGCAUCUCCCCUUGGGAACCCUUGGCCGCUCCUGGCAGCCCCUGUGCUGGGGAGGGGAGAGUUUGGGGUGUAGAGAGCCUGCAUCUGCUAAGUGGGGCUGCCACCUGAGGAAAAUUCUGCAAUAAAGCCUGGGUAUCC
Calypte anna (Anna's hummingbird) is the source of this 1490-nucleotide messenger RNA. RefSeq lists its product as uncharacterized. Bases 1 to 1425 code for a protein of 474 amino acids. The record is from RefSeq and is a predicted model, not a curated record. Lineage: Eukaryota; Metazoa; Chordata; Aves; Apodiformes; Trochilidae. Gene Ontology annotation, cellular component: plasma membrane. The transcript is spliced from 5 exons. Gene Ontology annotation, molecular function: transmembrane signaling receptor activity.